Ambispora leptoticha is the source of this 565-nucleotide messenger RNA. NCBI's taxonomy places the organism in Eukaryota, Fungi, Glomeromycota, Glomeromycetes, Archaeosporales, Ambisporaceae. The record is from the annotation of a GenBank genome assembly.
AAUCGAACCUAAUAAUUCUGAUGCAUUAAAAUUUCGUGGUGAAGUUUAUUGCAAGUUAGGAAGAUAUGAAGAAUCUCUUGAAGAUUUAAAUAAAGUAUUAGAAAGUGAACCAAAUAAUGUAUUUGCUUUAAAUAAUCGUGGAAUAGCUUAUAAAUCAAUAAAUAAAUUUGAUGAAGCUCUCGCUGAUUUAAAUAAAUCAUUCGAAAUCGAACCAAAUAAUGCCGAUACAUUAAAAUUUCGGGGUGAAGUUUAUUGUAAGUUAGGAAAAUAUAAAGAAGCCCUUGUUGAUUCAAAUCGUUCAUUGGAAAUCGAACCAGAUGAUGCUUUUGCGUUAAAAGUUCGCGGUGCAACUUACCAUAUGUUGGAUAGAUAUGAAGAAUCGCUUGCCGAUUUAACCAGAUCAUUGGAGCUUGAACCAGAUGAUCCGUUUGCAUUAAGAAAUCGUGGUGCAACUUAUCGUAUGUUAAGUAGAUACGAAGAAGCACUUAUAGACUUGGAUAAGUCAUUAGAACAAGAACCUGAUAAUGCAUUUGCGAUAAUGAAUCAUGGUGCAAUUUUUUAUUGA